CAGAAAAAAUCAGUAAACAUGUUCUCUAAAAUUAUUGCUUUGAGCGCCGUAUUGGCGGUGUCCAGCGCCGGUCUUUUGGCCGCUCCCGCAGUUCACUACUCUCCAGCUUCCGCAGUCUCCUCACAGAGCAUCGUGCGCCAUGAGCAGCCAAUCGCCGUAGCCGCUCCCGUCGCAUACCAAUCUGCUCCACUCUCAUACGCUUCUCCCGCUCGUUACUCCUCCGCUGUCUCUUCACAGAACAUCGUCCGCCACCAACAGCCAAUCGCUGUUGCUGCUCCUAUUGCGUACAACACCGCCUCUUAUGCCUCACCUCUCUCUUACGCGUCUCCCGCUCGCUACUCCGCCGCUGUCUCAUCACAAAACAUAGUCCGCCACCAACAGCCCAUUGCCUACAAUGCCGGAUCUCUCUCUUAUGCCUCACCUCUCUCUUACGCUGCUCCCGCUCGUUACUCAUCUGCUGCCGCAGUCUCUUCUCAGAACAUCGUUAGCCACGGACAGGCUAUUGCUCCCGCCCGUCUGGCCUACCAAGCUGCCCCUGCUGUAGUCGCUCCAGUCGUCCACGCUGCUCCCCUUGUCCACGCUGCUCCAGCCCACACCAUCAUCGCCCAACACGAGGAAUACGACGCAAACCCAAACUACGACUUCGCCUACUCCGUAGCCGAUGGCCACACCGGUGACAACAAGUCCCAGCACGAGAGCCGUCAUGGAGACGUUGUUAACGGUGAAUACUCUCUGGUCGAAGCCGAUGGUUCAGUCCGUCGCGUUCAAUACACCGCUGACCCACACAACGGUUUCAACGCCGUCGUCAGCAACUCUGCGCCCGCCCACCACGCCGCACCCGCCUACGCCCACUGAUUACUUUUAUAAAAGCAAUAGAAUAAGAUCGAUGUUAACAGUUAUAUUUAUUCUAAAUAAAUGCAAUAAACUUUAA
This is a messenger RNA of Pieris napi, 931 nucleotides long. Its product is annotated as larval cuticle protein A1A-like. The transcript is spliced from 2 exons. The record is from RefSeq and is a predicted model, not a curated record. The coding region runs from base 19 to 855 and encodes 278 amino acids. Gene Ontology annotation, cellular component: extracellular matrix. NCBI's taxonomy places the organism in Eukaryota, Metazoa, Arthropoda, Insecta, Lepidoptera, Pieridae.